Molecule: messenger RNA, 5399 nt
Organism: Belonocnema kinseyi
Lineage: Eukaryota; Metazoa; Arthropoda; Insecta; Hymenoptera; Cynipidae
Product: serine-rich adhesin for platelets-like
Exons: 6
Coding region: 71-4729 (1552 amino acids)
Source: RefSeq, a predicted model, not a curated record
GCAGCCAGGUUCCGGUGACUCCGUGAGUGUGCUGUUUUCAAACAUGGAGAGGUUACUUUUUUGAAAUAAUAUGUGGGAAAUAGGCAGCCGGGGUGUUGUCGGUUUGAUAAGUGUGCUUGUUGGGUUAGUGAUCCUUUACAACGCCUGGGGACUGAUCCUCGUCCUCGCAAUUCUUCUCUUCCUCGUAGUGAACACGUGCUACUCCCUCCUCAUCAACGACAGCCUUGUCUCGCCACACAACUUAUUAGCCUUCGAAUACGCCAAGGCAGUCGCUUCGGAGUUGAACCUCAUCCUCGAGCGCGUCAUCCUCCUCAUCUCCAGGUACAUCCGGGACCUCGCGGACGCCGCGAAACGACACUACCAUCAACGCCAGAUCUCCAAUAGCAAUAUGCAUCGACCUCGCAGAAGCUCUUACCAUCUCAGCAGUGAUUCAUUUGGCGUGAAUGCCAGGGAAAGGAAUUCAAACGUUAAUCAGUUGAGUCCGAUUCCGAGGCGAAAUUUCCAGCAGGUCGACGAGUGGAACGAAUGUAACCGAUUAGUGGAAGGUGGUGAAUCUGUGAUCAAGCAUACUUCUACUCCGCUGCUUUCUUGGAAGAAGGAAAAUGUGAUGAACGGUGAACUAGGAGAGCCUCAACAGGAUUUACUUCAACGUUCCCAGACCAAGAUUUCUCCGUUACAGGGACAAAAUCACACUUUGUCUCGGGGAGAAGAGACUAUGUUCAGUCCUGAAGGGUCACCCUGGGGGACGAGCAUCAGUCCGAAGAUGCGUGCAAAAGCUGCUGGUGUUAAGACAGUUCAGACUGUUGCUGGACCACUUUUAGCAUCCACGAGAUACAACAUCGAUACUAAAGUCUAUUCAGACGCCACAUCGCCGGGUUUAACAACACGAUUGUCAAAAUACGCUUCCGAAAUCGGCAACAAAUUACUACACCAAUCCCAAUACGGAAUGGGACAUUUCCCAAAAGUGAAUCUCAACGCGAGCCCAACUCCCUUGAUAAAUACGAAAGCAGCCAAAAUGAGGAUGCCAGUAACAGUUCGAAUUGCCCAGCCCGACGCGAUGAGAUACUCUUCUUCAGAGAGGCACAAAAUGUUGAAUAUGGUGUGUCAUCCUGAAAAUAAAUCGCCCAAUGUCGUCCAGGCAUUGCGAGAAAUAUCCCUGAAACGACACGCAUCGAGGGAAGAUGUCACCUCCGAAUUGGUCAAGAAACAACGAACUGACGGCAUCUUUAGCGAAGAAUUGGAAACCUUGGAAGAAAUGACGCAGAAACGAGCCAGAGAUGAGUCCUCGAAAUCCGACGAGGAAGCUUCUCCUUCGCACCUAUCUUCCAGGCCUUUAAAGAGAUCGAAAGGCCAAUCGUGCAAUGAUAUUUUGAACUCUCUCAGUUCUAGCAUGCACGUGCUCUCUGGUGUUAAAAGAAAAGCUACCGAUAUUUCGCGUAGCAGCACACCAGAUUUCGAAAAGCAUUUCAAAUCUUUGGACAAGUCCCAGGAUGAUUGCUUUUCCACUUUAAUCGAGCCGAACGAAACGCCUAAAUCGACACAGCGUUUCGCAACCGAUCCCUUGCCGAUUAUUAAUGUUCCAAUUAAUCCUGAUCAGAAAGCCAAACCCUCAAGAAAAACUUCACCCAAAGGGAAUUUUAACAUGAUAGUGGAAGAUCAGUCUCCUGGAAACGAGAAGAAAUCUACAGAUCAUUUGGAAAUGAAAAGACCAGAGGUUUUGCAGAAAGCGAAGACUCCUAGCAGUCCGGUGAAGCUCGCUGAUAAGCUAUUCAUGCGAGCAGAACCCCAGAAUAACGAGAAAUUACGGACUUUGAUUGCAGAACAAGCCAAUGUCAAAGACAAGUUCUCGAUGGUUGACAAGGAUGAGAUUAAGAAGAAGGACAUUGUCAAUAUGAGACAAACGAGUAUGAAAGCGAGACUCCAGAGUAUGUUCGAUGCCAUCUCUGGAAAAGGAGCUAGCAAAAUCAAUCCAGAUGUUGUUAUUCAUGCCGAGGAGAUUAAGGACCCAGCUUCAAGUGAAGCUUCAGCAGUUCUUCUCACAACUUUGAGCUCUUCAACCACAACGACUAAUGUAAAUACAUCUCCGAUCACGUCGCCAGUCGUGCCAAUCUUGAAAACCACCUCGAACAAGAAAACGCCAACAAAACACGUCACAUUCAGUAUCGCAAGUGGAGCGCCAACAUCCACCAUUACUUCUUCUAUCUCGCCCAUUGAGCACAUUUCAUCCAAAAGCGAAGAUUCCACCAAAACUUCAGCUUCUGCUACUUUCUCUAUUAGCUCCGCUUCAACUGGCAACACAACCGCUCCCACCUUUUCCUUUGGAUCGGCGAGCACCGCACCAACUUCCACGAUUCAAGGACCUUUCAAUAUUUCCACGAGCGUUGCUCCAUCAGCAAAUCAAGUGCCAAUUGCUUCUAGUAAUUCCGCAUCAAAAACAUCAGCGAUAUCUUCAAUUCCCACGAGCACCUUCACUAGUAUUAAUGCUCCCAGGAAUUUAAAUACUACACAGAUUUUAAGCUCUCCGAGUGUCGUCACGCCGAAUUUAAAUACGACACAAAUUUUAAGCUCUCCGAGUGUCAUCAAACAGAAUUUAAAUACUACACAGAUUUUAAGUUCUCCGAGUGUCACCACGUCGAGUUUGAAUACUACGAAGACUUUGAACACUUCUCAGAGUUUCAACAAUUCGCAGAGUUUCAGCACUUCUCAAAAUUUUAAUACAACACAGUCUUCCGGAUUCGCAUUUGGAGCUAUUGCAAAAUCUCCAACGUCGACGUCAUUGCCAAGCUUUGGUCAGGCUCCAGCUGUUAAUAAGACAAUUUCCUCGACACCAGCUGCUUCUCUUCCAAGUGCAACAUUCGCGACUCCUGGUUUCAAUCUUACAACAAGCGCGCCAGCAUCAGCCCCGACCUUCUCCUUUGGAACAAGCAAUCCAAUUUCCCAGCCAGCUGUCGAACAAACGCCAAAAACUCAAGCUUCGUCCUUUGGUUCAUCGUCGAGCUUCUCCUUCCCUGGAAAUGCUGUCCCGAUUUCCAGUAGUUCAAAACUCACCGAGACAAGUUCCUCGGGAUUCAAGACUUCCACGACACCCUCUUUCUCAUUUGGAAGUGCGCCUGCCACUACAAAAAGCUUCUCUUUCGGCGCAUUAGCAACAACAACUACGCCGAUCUUUGGUGCCAGUAACUCAACCCCAACAUUUGGAGCUGCGACAAAUCCAACACCAAGUUCGACAGCCAAUCCAGUAUCUAAUCUUCCAACAACUUCUCCAUCUGCAUUCGGAGCUCCUGCGAAUACAGCUCCAAAUUUUGCAAGUUCAGUGCCAAGUUCAGCCUCUUCCAGUUUCGGCGCGACGAGCAAUUCUAGUCUGAAUUUUGGAGGAGCUACGAGUACAGGUGUCAAGUCGUUUGGAACGCCUGCAACACCCUCGAUGUUUGGCGCGUCUGUGACUGUCACGACUUCCUCUGUCUUUGGCGCGGCAAAUUCUCAGCCGAUUUUUGGAAACGCGUCUUCAGGAACAGGGAGUGCUUUUGGAUCACCGAAAACUACGGCCUCGAUUUUUGGCUCGGCUUCUAGUACUCCAAGUUUCGGCACAGCUCAGAGUUCACCGAGUUUAUUCGGCAAUACGACUUCGACGACCUCAACCCUGCCCACCUUUGGAACUCCCGUGACGACUUCAAGUAUGUUCCAGGGCAAUUCGAGUAUAAAUUCCCCGCCGCCAGCCUACGGUGCGUCGACUAAUUCGUCUGGUUUAUUCAGCGGAGCUAAUGCCAUUUCCACGACAUCGUCAAACUCGACAAUUGGAGGAAGUUCUAGCGUAUUCACUCAAGCGAAAUCGCCCCCAGCUUUUGGAUCAAAUUCCUCCAGUUUUGGAAACACGGGAACUUCCGUUUUCGGUGCAGCUUCCACAAAUUCAACUGGAUUUAAUGCGACGAAUACACCAGCAAAUCCACCGCCGGCUUACGGUUCGCAGAAUACAGCAACGCCGAUAUUUGGAGUGCAAAAUUCGGGAACGGCAGCUGCAGGUGGCCAGAAUUCUGGCUUUGGAUUUGGAAGCGCAACCUCAAAUGCGCCAUCUUUCGGCUCAACUUCAACGACAACUAGUGGGUUUGGAUCGGCGACGAAUAACAGUUUUCCGGCUCAGAAUAAUAGUGGGCUCGGUUUUGGAACGGGGAAUAAUAAUCCGCCGUCUUUUGGCAGCAGCACGACGACGACAACGCCUUUUGGCGCGCAGGGUGGUAGCAAUGUUUUUGGAAAUUCGGGCAGUUCUGCUCCUCCGCCGCCGCCAGCUUAUGGAGCUGCUACUGCUAAUAGUAGUAGUGGUGGUGGUGGUGGUGGUGGUGGAAAUAAUAAUGCGAAUGCGAGUGGAGCGUUUUCAUUUGGAGCGGGAGCUGGAGGAAAUCAACAGGCGCAACCAGCACCGACCUUUUCAUUUGGUGGUGCGAGCACUAAUAAUAAUAAUAAUAAUAAUAAUAAUGCCAGUAAUAAUAAGGCCGCGGCGCAACCGUUCCAGUUUGGAUCAGCAGCUUCUACAAAACCUGCGACGGGUGGUUUCAACUUUAAUGCACCCUCAGCGACGCCAAAUAUUAAUUUUGGUGGAGCAGCACCAUCAGCUUUUAAUGCACCUGCACCAGGAGCGAAUAAUUUUGCAGCUCCCACUGGAGGAAUGUUUAGCAUCGGAACUGGGUCCACUGCACCGAGAUCGAGAACUACACGUCCCAGAAGACAAAGAUGAUGGAGAAUAUAAGGGCUUUCAAAAGCUAAAGUAGCAAACGCAAAAUGGCAUUAAGUUGUAGAGAAAAAAAAGAGUGUUUGAAACGGAUGUGAAACAUCGAAGAAAUAUUGCGGAAAAAAACAAAAAACUUUCUUCUUCGAUGCAGUGAAAACGUAUAAGCACUCGAUUUUCCAUUGUGGAUUGAAUAGUUUUCACUGCUGAUUUGGAAAUCGGUGAUUGCUUAUUUUUAAAUUACAUAACGUAACAAAAAUGUAAAUAUGUGCAAGUAUUUAGUGAAUGAAUCUUACCGCGAAUAAAUCGUUUGUGUAAAGCAAUAGAAUAGACUGUACAGUUACAAUUAGCUUAAAAAAAUCGCCUGUUUCAUUCUAAAAAAGAAAAAAAUGCUGCGUUUUAGAUUUACGAAGAAGAAAGGGUACCUAUAAGUGAUGCGGUUUAGUUUGUAAGAUGAAUUUAUAUAAGUAAUUUCGAGACUACUUGGGAAAGAUGCGUACUCGAAUUGUGUUUGCCAGUUUAGUGCGUGUAUGAUUUAUAUCAUAAUAGAGAGAGAGAGAGAGAGAGAAAUGGAUAUACGUAAGGAAAACUCUUUAGUUUUUGAAACCUGUAUGAUAUUAGGAUUAUGAAAUUUUGCGAUUUAACUGAACUUAAGUUUCGUCAAUACAUAUGGAAAAUA